UACCCAAGUGUCAAGCUUUUGUAGUGCGGCUACCGUGGCCGGAGGGCUCUGCAAUCGUCUCAGUAUGGCCACUGCCCGGUUCUUGGAGCAACGUGGUGACGAUCCUAGGUCAGUGAGCUGUGUUAGGCUACAGGUAGAGCGAGAUCCAGUCAAGAUACAGGAAAAAGGUGGCUAACUCCAUCGAGUGGAUGGCUCGCAACUUAGCGUUGGACGACGACAAGUUUCUCUCACCAUUCGCCUAGUUCGCAAUGGCCAAUGGAAUAUAUGCCACAGGGAUGUUGAGGGUCUUAGUGUUGCUCAUGGUGUUGGCAACGGCACUAGCAAGCACUGGAAAAAAGCUUAAAAAUUCACCGGCGAAACCUCUUACACCCUUUCUGAAAAAAUACUACAUCAUAAACUAUGAGAAGAAACACUUCACAUUUUUUAGAAAUGUCGGAAUUUAUCAGGAUCUAUUAGAGGAAAUGAACAAACAGAACCGCUGGGCUCUUUGGCUGGUUUUUAAAGAUGACAAUCUUCAUUUUAUGCGCCGGCCUUGUUAUCCACGUCAACUCAAACCGUUGGAUACGAUGAUAGUAUUUGGUGAAAAUAAGGAAGUUGUAAAUGGGAUCCCAGUUACUGUCGACACCUCUGUAAAAGGAACUACAUUGACAAUGUCAAGAAUAUGCCAAAAAGAUUCCAAGAAUAUAGCUUCUAUGGUGACAUCCAUGACAUUCUCCGAGAAUGCAUUAGAAAUCACCAAGACAUUCGAUUUGAAAGAGACCCGACGUAGAGUUUUUCACAAGCAUGAGUAUAACAAGCAUUACAAGACGGACCUGACAGCAAGAUUGAGUGAUGAAAAAGAGGAAUGCCUGAGAGAGCAAUGAUGAGUAGCCUCCAGGCAGAUUUGAUCA
This is a messenger RNA of Macrosteles quadrilineatus (aster leafhopper), 890 nucleotides long. RefSeq lists its product as uncharacterized. Lineage: Eukaryota; Metazoa; Arthropoda; Insecta; Hemiptera; Cicadellidae. The coding region runs from base 249 to 863 and encodes 204 amino acids. The transcript is spliced from 3 exons. The record is from RefSeq and is a predicted model, not a curated record.